AUGCCCCCCGACGAGCAGUGCUGCUACGCUCCGCCUCGCAUUUCUCUAUGCGUGUACUGGACUUCAUUGUCUAUGUCUCCAGCAUCUGGAGACGUAGCCCAGACCCCAGAGCCGAAACCCACCAGCGGCUUUGCCAGCGUCUUCAAGAGCUUGACUGGUAGUAGAUCAACCAGGAACCCAAAUCCUAGCUCUUCAGCAGCGUCUCUCGCUGGCUCGGCCAGUCUGCAACAGAUUGUCUACCCACAGUCAGCGACCUAUGGUGGUCCGCCCGAUUAUGAGCACCUGUACGAUACACUGAAGCCCGGGAACCCUCUUGCAGACCGACUUGCUGCUGCAGAAGCACUUCGCCAUGCGGUGCAGGAUUAUCCGUUAAGCGGGGUGACGAGUAUAUUCAAACAAGGGAAAGACCUCAUUGAAUCAAGAAACCCCAGAGAGGUCCGUGUUGCUGGAUUCGAGCUUUUGACUGCCUAUGUUCGACAAUCAACUUCUACGGACCCGGAGCGCCUGGCUUUUUUCCACGUUCUUACUGCUCCAGCAAAUCCCGAGGACUUCCAGUUUCAACUUACGGCCCUGGUGGAAUUGGCGAAACAUGGAAAGGAUCUUUCGGGCUUCCAUUAUGAGACUUUACCUCUUUUGACCUCCUGGUUACGACAUAAUUUUGCUAUUACUUCCGCGGCUAGAAGAAAUGCAGGUCGGAAUAGGAGUUCGAAAUCCAAAACCCCGCUUAGCGAGGAGACCAACCUAUCACUUCUUUUCGCUUUCAUCGUGGACGUGAUCAAAUUCAGCUUUAGCGUUUCCAGCGAAGAAACCACGGGCGGGCUCAUCGAUGUUGUGCUCUAUAUCUGCGUUAACACGCCACUCUCCAGCGACUUGAAGACAUGUAUCGAUGUUAUCAAUGCCAUUGUUACUUAUGGCGACAUUCCAGGCGAAAAGUUGUCGGGAUGUGUCAAAGUGCUCUGCUCCAUACAUUGUCUAGUUAGUGAUGUGCAAUCUGAAGCGUGGCGUUCUAUUAGCAACCUAUGCAGGUCACAUAAUGCACAGAAGACCGUCAGAAUCCUGCUCAACAUCCUUCAAGAACCUCCGGCCGACUCGGCGAGCGGAAGGCAAACAGUCCGAGAGAUCCGUGGGGCAUUGUCAGUACUAGAAAAGCUAUUUGCGAAGGAUGGCCAGAAGGGUUAUCCUCUUGUUCCCUUCACGCUUCUCAUUGCUGCGCUAGAGAAGGUGGUGAACGUGGAGCACACAAAGGUGGAAAAUGACGUCCUCAAUUUGAUCCUGUCCCUCCUCAGUGACGAGAAGAAAGAGAUCAAGGAGAAUGUCAUUCAAGAAGACUGGUCCAUGAUGUUCGAUGUGGUAAUCAAAUGUUCGCAGAGGGCGUUGGAGAAUCCUGAGGGUCGCCAAAUCAUGAGCCGUUCUCGUCUCAAAAAUUCAACGGCCAAGGAUGACCUGGGCAAUCAGACUUCAGCCACCGGCCUGGGUCAGACUCUACACAAAAUUAUAUUGCGGAUCGAAGCGCUCCUCUCCAAACUCCCUAGCGUGGAUUUCUUCCAGAAGGAGGACUGUGUAAAGUUUUUCGUCACUUGUCAUUCACAGUUGCCGGAAUCUUGCGCUAGGUUUGUUAUCGACUACUACAUGGAGUACCGUUACUGCUACCCUUCGGACUUGGAUUGGAAAGACAACACGAAGAUGAUACUGUCGGCCUUCUUCACUGACAGAUCUCGACAUACUCAUAUUCGCUUACACGCGCUGAAAGCUAUCACAGAUGUUUUCGAGGUUAUUGAAAUGAUGGAUGAGCAUGAAGACCCUGAUACCGUUCAAGUAUUUGUUAUGUCCAUUUUGAAUGAGAUUGGCGAAGAGAAGGACACUACAGUUUUGGAGAAGGUCGUUUCCUUCGCAGUGACUGUCGCAGAAAAGGCAGACGAGAGACUCUUUCACUUUAUUAUAAACGCCAUCAGAAGCAGCAUCACCAGCGAUCGUCUACAAUCUCCUCUUGCUUCGCCACCAGGAUCUAGGCGCGGGCUGAUGAAUGCAAGCAGGCUUGAUUCCUUGGCCACCUCCAAUACCUUGAUACAGACCCCGUCGAACGUUGUCACGAGAGGCCUUAUCUUGAUUUUCAUGAGGACAAUGGACAAUUCGAGUUCGAAAGCUCUGCGGAUCUUCCAUGAACUUCUCCGGAUUGCCAAGUCUCACGGCUGCGAAACGGACGCGCGUAUCUCGGCAUUGAAGAUGCUAUCUCGUUUGAGAGCUGAUUGGGCGAAUGGUAUUUUCCUGACACCCUUCACGGAAUCGGAUGGCCUCGCAGUGACCCUUUACCGUACUGCUGCUUCACUAGCACGAAAACAAGCCAUUGAUGAAGCUGCUUUGCAACAGCGCUCAGCUCGUAUUGAUGAGACCUCCCGCAGUUCCCGGAGUACCUCUGUUAGUCUACCUUAUCCACAAGUUCGACAGCCAAUUCGAACUGCCAGUGGACUUACCAGAACAAUGCAACGAAAUCAUCAAAUGUGGAUGUCACCUGACCAAAACGCUCUGCCCGAGCCUGCUUCUGGGAAGGCUAGUCUCGUGUUAAAGUCUGUGUUGAGAAAGAACGAUGCAGACAGAGAAAAGGUAGACGAGGAACUGCAUGACGAUUACGAAUUCCGCGAAGUGGAAGGAGGGAACGUGCCGUCGACCAAUUCAAUCCAUAGGGAUAUUGCCGCUUUAGAUAUCGGCUUCUACCUCGACAAUAUCAUUGAAUUGCUCAAGAACGGAUGUGACUGGGAAAUUUACAGUUACAUACUCGUGCAUUUGGCUUCCCAACUGACAAAUCAAGCUUUAUUUGUUGGCGCUAUUCCGCAAAUCAGGAAUUUGCGGGAGCUUCUGUGCGAUCAGAUCAAAAACGGUACCUAUUACGAUCCGCCGCAUUCAUCUGGGCUUCGCAAAGCCGAUGUGGGCAUUUGCCUUUUCCAGAUAUUGAAUAUGGUUAUGAGUUACCACCGCCACUUUCAGAAGGUCGAUCAAGAUGACAUUGUCAGAACCUUCCUGCAGGGUGUGGGCGAACGAACUUCCAAGUCCUGCAUCCACGCACUUUCGAUUUGCUGUCACGAGCUUCCUGGUUCAACGAGUAAAUCACUUAUUCAUAUCCUUCAGAAGAUGUCGCAGAUAAUCACCCAAAGCCACGUUGCAGUCCAUAUCCUCGAGUUCCUAGCAUGUCUAGCUAGACUGCCAGAUCUUUAUAUCAACUUUCGCGAGGAGGAAUAUCGCAUAGUCUUUGCGAUCUGCUUCCGGUACCUGCAGUACGUUCGAGACCAGGACGCGAAAGAAGCCGGUAACCGUAACAGUAAUCCUCUUGGACGUAAUCCCCUGGCAAAUCUGCCUGCAGACCCAAGUCCCGCAGAGAGCAAUUUUCAACCCAAUCCAUCGGACGAUCUCCCACAGUAUGUCUACGCCUUGGCCUAUCAUGUCAUCAUAUUCUGGUUUUUGGCCUUAAAGCUCCCGGACCGUGCCGGACAGGUCAGCUGGAUCACCAGAAACCUCGUUUCCACAGAUGCGAACGGUAGAGAGAAGAUCGACGAGCAAGCACAGGUCACCUUAGACUUUAUGCAGCGAGUAGCUUAUGCAGAUGUCGAUGAGUCCGAUGCUGAUCCCUCCUUCACACCAGAGUUACUCGGGGAAAUCCAGAAGAAGAGGUGGAUCAUUGGAAACAGUCUAAUCACUGUUCAACAAGCAACACGAGGAGAUUGGGCUCAGAUAACCAAACGACAACCUUCUGGGACAUCCCGUUACAUUAUUCAGGAGAAGUUCAUUCGACCUCCGCCUCAUCAGGAUCCCGGACUAGCAGAUGUAAUGAAAGAUGGGCGUGUCUCGGACGACAAUGUCAAGUUGCCAAGCCAUCUUCUACUACAAUUGUCAGCUUCGACCCCUUUAGCAAGCGAGGCUAUGCGUCCUAUACCUUUGCCUAACAACGAAGACAUGGAACGGGCUGUGAGAACUUUCAACCGCCUCUUCACCGUGGACGGCCACAAGGUUGGAGUGAUUUACAUCGGGGAAAACCAAACAAACGAGGUGGAAAUCCUGGCGAACAUUCAGGGCAGCAGUGACUACACCGAAUUCCUAUCUCGUCUCGGUACCCUCACCAAGCUCAAGGGGGCAAAAUUCAAUACUCAAGGGCUGGACAAGGAAUCUGACUUGGAUGGGAAGUACACGUUCUGUUGGCGCGAUCGGGUCACGGAAAUUGUUUUCCAUGUUACAACGCAAAUGCCAACUAACCUGGACAACGAUCCUCAGUGUAUCAUGAAGAAGAGACAUAUUGGCAACGACUUUGUCAACAUAAUCUUCAAUAACUCUGGACUUCCCUUCCGAUUUGACACUUUCCCAUCGCAGUUUAACUACGUCAAUAUUGUCAUCACUCCAGAAUCUCGGGCAUCGUUUGUUGCGACUCGCUUUAGAUCCAAGAUGCAUGCAGACGAUGCGUUUUAUCGGGUGCAGGUCAUGAGCAAACCGGGUUUUCCAGAAGUAUCACCUGCGGCUGAGAUGAAGAUUAUGAGUUUGGCAGCCCUGCCGGGCUUUAUCCGGUUGCUAGCUCUCAACGCAUCGGUAUUCUCAUUAGUGUGGGCUAACAGGGAAGGCGGGGAGAAUGUAUCAUCAUGGCGAAGUCGAUUGCAGGCUAUCAAUCGAAUCCGAGAGAGAUACGCCGUGAAGAACGCAGGGGUGAUGGCCACAUCGCCUCCGGGAACUUCAAAUGGUGUGAAUUUACGGGAGAGUAUUAGCAGUCUUCGACGGUCAUCGGUUGCAAAUUUCUUGGCACACGCACCAGAGCCGAUUUCUCAACGAUCAUCGUUGCUGUCGACAGCUGAGACAGAAGUCGGUCCCACGACUGGCGAAGAGAGCCUUGUAGAGUCUCUUGAUUUUUCGAGGUGGGCAUAA
Drepanopeziza brunnea f. sp. 'multigermtubi' MB_m1 is the source of this 4899-nucleotide messenger RNA. Lineage: Eukaryota; Fungi; Ascomycota; Leotiomycetes; Helotiales; Drepanopezizaceae. The record is from RefSeq and is a predicted model, not a curated record.